GACGUUCGGUAUGCCUUCGUAUCGCAAGCUGCAGCUUUGGGCGAUUGCCAUCAGCGUCGCGUCGGUGCUGUACAACGGCGCGGAGGGUGGACUGUCGAUCGGCUUUGGCGCGGAGUCCUCCUCCCGCUCUCUUAUAUUCUUCGGGAUUCAAUCGGCUGUCGAAGUAGCAUCGUCCCUUAUCGUGGUAUGGCGUUUCAGAAAUGUUGCCAAACCAGGAGAAGAACGAGCCGCGACGCUCGACCCUCGCAGUCUCAGGUUUGAAAAGCACUCGACGCUCGCUAUAGGUGCUCUUCUGCUACUGCUCGCAGCGUCGACGAUCGGCACUGCAGUCGCGGUCCUCGUCCGUCAUGAAGAACCAGACUCGAGCAACGCCUCCCUCAUAAUCUCGGCCUCAGCGCUGGUCAUUAUGAUCCUGAUAUGGUUGCCGAAGCGGUACCUUGCGCGUGCGCUGAAUAGCUCCACCAUGCAGGGCGAAGCGACGUGCUCGCUCUCUUGCAUCCAGAUUACCAUAGUCCUCUUCGUAGGCUCGCUCAUAUUCCGUGUGUGGCGAGGUGGCUGGUGGCUGGAUGGUGCCACGUCCAUUUUGCUGGGCUUCCUCUUCGGAUGGGAAGGCGUGAAGAUGGUGCGCUGGGCGAGGAACCCAGACUUUGACGGUGGAUGUUGCGGGUCGUGUCGUGCGCCAGUGCUGCCCAUCUCGGAGCUGGAAGAAGGGGAACGAUACAGAGAUAUUUGUUCAUGCUGCGAAUCCAAGGAGGAAUGCUCCAAAGCUGAUCAAUGUGUUUGCGGAGAAUCUGUCGGGGACUGCUGCAAGCCUGUGAACGCCGAUGGUGAGAAGUGCUGCACCCGAGAGAUUGUCUUCAAGAAGAGGAAUACUCUUACGCAGAAUGCCCUCCCCAGUGACGGCUGCAACGAUAGCUGCUGCGGCCACCAAGACGCCACCGCGCCCGCGCCGGACCCCUGCUGCGAUGGAGAACCUGACACCUGCUGUAUGGGAAGCUCGCCCGAGGCUGACACUAACUCUGCUCGCAACAAAUGUGGCAAUGAGGACUCCUGUUGCACCCAUGAGCAGGGCGGACAAGAUAUCUCCUCUGCCAGAGAUGUGGUCCAGGACUGCCAGAGUGACCGCACUCAGGACUCCCCAAUGUCUGGCUGUUGUGGUCAUUGUUAGAUGGCAUGAGUCGCGCUGAAUGAGUUCAUUCAGGAGUCAAUGCAAUGCCGUAGUGGCACAUCCACUCGAGAGAUGGUAUGUAUGCUUGUUCGAUGUGCUAGAAAUGUGUAUGUAACACUGUAGCUUUCAAACAUUCACUUGCCAUGUGAUGAUACACAUACACCUUUGGCUUAUUUCCGUGCUAUGUGUACGGUCAAGCACAUGUACGUAACAUUCGAGUAUAUGGCACGACAGCUAUCCUUUAUGUCC
Molecule: messenger RNA, 1417 nt
Organism: Gloeophyllum trabeum ATCC 11539
Lineage: Eukaryota; Fungi; Basidiomycota; Agaricomycetes; Gloeophyllales; Gloeophyllaceae
Exons: 5
Coding region: 11-1168 (385 amino acids)
Biological process (GO): monoatomic cation transport; transmembrane transport
Cellular component (GO): membrane
Molecular function (GO): monoatomic cation transmembrane transporter activity
Source: RefSeq, a predicted model, not a curated record